AUCCUAUUCAAGAGAAAACUGGGCUUUAAAUCAAAUAUAUCAAUAUGUGAUGGCUAUUCCGAUCCCAUCUGUUUAUGCCGACUUGCUGGCCCCAUCUUCUGUUUUCCGCAGGUGAUCCCUCCUGGUCAGCCCAGUUGGAGAGAUGAGAAAUACAGAGGCUGUUUCACUUGUCGCAUCUGGCAGUUCGGACACUGGGUGGAGGUCACCAUAGACGACCGCCUGCCUUGCUUGGGAGGGAAACUCUGCUUCUCCCAGUGCCAGAUGGAGGAUGUGUUUUGGCUCCCGCUGCUGGAAAAAGCUUAUGCCAAGGUACAUGGCUCUUAUGAGCAACUCUGGGCCGGGCAAGUUGCAGAUGCUCUUGUGGAUCUCACCGGAGGCUUAGCAGAAAGGUGGACCCUAAAAGACCCCGGGCGAAGCACAGAGAGGGAGAGGGCAGGCAAAGUCUUGGAGAAAUCAGUCUUUAGGAGACUGAUGAACCUCAAGGAGAAAUGCGUUAUGAGCUGCUCUGUCUUCAGCUCACGGCAAGGGACCAGCGAAUUGGGGGAGUUCCAUGCCUUCAUUGUGGUUGACAUGCAAGACCUCUCCAAAGUGUCCAGGAAAGAUGUUAUCCUGCUGAGGAUACGCAACCCUUGGGGAAGACGUUGUUGGAAAGGGCCUUGGAGGGAAGGGUGA
Messenger RNA from Anolis sagrei ordinatus, 672 nucleotides. NCBI's taxonomy places the organism in Eukaryota, Metazoa, Chordata, Lepidosauria, Squamata, Anolidae. The record is from RefSeq and is a predicted model, not a curated record.